Parnassius apollo (apollo) is the source of this 543-nucleotide messenger RNA. The record is from the annotation of a GenBank genome assembly. NCBI's taxonomy places the organism in Eukaryota, Metazoa, Arthropoda, Insecta, Lepidoptera, Papilionidae.
AUGGUCAUUCUUAAGGGAAUCUCUAAGGAUGUUCCAGCCGAUGACUUAAUUCAGUCCAUCAGUCGCCAAAAUACAGUAUUAACUGAACUGAUUAACAAUGGUGGUGGUGAGAACCUCAAGUUGAGGUUUAAACGUGAAAACAGAAACGCCAAUUUGUACAACGCGGUAUUGAUAGUAGAACCCAAACUAUACAAUAAAAUGCUCGACAUGGGUCGAAUCGGUGUCGAAUAUCAGCGAUUCCACGUAGCUAGCUUCUCGCCGUUCCUACAGUGCCACAAGUGCCUGCAGUUCGGUCAUACUAAAUUAAGGUGCACUGCGGACCAAAAUCUCUGCUCAUAUUGUGCGAGCACGGAGCAUGAUGUGGGCAAAUGUCCCAAUAAAGAUAAGCCCAACAGUGUCAAAUGCUACAACUGCCACACUCAUAACACGCGCUUCAAUACAAAAAUGGAUACCAAACACACGGCCAACUCAAACAUCUGCCCACGAUUGCGAGCCAUGAGGGAGAAGAUUAAUAAUCGUGUCGAUUAUGGAUAUACACCGUAA